Molecule: messenger RNA, 2298 nt
Organism: Cladocopium goreaui
Lineage: Eukaryota; Dinophyceae; Suessiales; Symbiodiniaceae
Source: the annotation of a GenBank genome assembly
AUGCAGGCAGGCCGCAGGCCCGCAGGCUUGUUUUUCAGCUUUCUGGGCCAGAAGGCCACAGAUAUCCAUGAGGUGAACACUCGUCUGCGGAUCGUGUACAUCUCCACUGGCCCCGAUGCCGAGCGAUUCGACGCGGCGUUCCAGACGAAUGACCUCGCGGUGAUGGUUGAGUUGAUGGAUUCCAAACAGGCGGUGGACGCCCUACUGGAACCCAAGCAUCCGUGGGCAGAGGACCCACGGAGUGUAGGAGCCCUUUCGGCCAUGCAGUUGGCUAUGCUUGCAUCAAUGGUUGGAGAGGAUGAUUCCAGCGUGAGGGAAGACAUCGGCCGGGCAGGUGCCAUUCCACCGUUGGUUCGGCUACUACUGUCCCAGGAGGCUGAUGCCAUGCAAGCUGCAGUUGUUGCGUUGAAAUACUUGACUGAGGAAAGUGGCCCCAACGCCACCUCAGCGUUUGAAGCAGGGGCCUUACCUGCACUGAUCCAGUUACCGAAGCACCCAGUGGCUGGCUUGAGAGGUGCAGCUGCCUCCUGUCUUCGAAAUAUGUGUGAGGAAGCUCAGCGUGGGUCGAGUUCACUGCAUGGCGCUUUUUUGGACACGCAGCUGUGCACUGAGAUCAUGUGGAACAUCCCCCAAAGAGGCUCAAUUCCUGACAAGCAGAUGUUGGCUAUGCAACCUGGCCAAAACAUCCGAUCUACUUGGCUUCCCUUCGGAAAAUUCUCUCAACGCACGGCACAUCCCCAGGGUUUUUGGUUGAUCUGCAUCCUUUGGCUCCAGCUGGCCCACGAAACCUGGCGAGCCGUCUGCGGACGCUUCAGAGGCAGUCUUGUGCAUGCUGCUGGGCUCCAAAUGUAUUGGCCACAACUGGUUUUGCGACCUUAUCCACCAGUUCCAGUGGUUCCCAUGGCAAGUGCGGCGCCUGCGACGCGUGCGGCGCGUGCGGCCCCGGCCCCGGCCUCCACGUCGGUGCCGUGGCAAACUCCGAAAAUCUCGGUGGAGGAGGGAUCCACCGAUGCAGGAGAUUCGGCCACGGCCACGCCUUCGGGAAGCGAUAGUUCCAAUGAUUCCGAAAAGGUUCUGAAAAGGUCUCCAUUGCCAGUGAGUGUCCGACAAAAACAGCUGCAGCACGCUGCGCUGCAGCAAGCUGCGAAGGAUGGCAACCUCCGCGAGGCGUUGCGCCUUUUUGAACUGGCGCCUGAAAAAAACGUGCAAAGCUUCAAUGCGGUUUUGAAUGCUUGCUUGAAAUCCUCGGGUUGCGCCGCAGCGGAGCAGUGGUUUCAGAAGAUGCGACAGGUGAACGUUACUCCGAACCAGGCCAGCUAUGCAAUGCUCAUCCAAGGGUGGGCACGUGCUGGUGAACUCAGUCUGGCACAAAGGUGGAUGGAAGCAUUGAGAAGAUCCGGUGGCACGCCCAACCAAGGGUGCUUCCUGGCAAUCCUCAUGGCUUUGUGCAAGAAGAAUCGGAUGACUGAGGCAGAGUGGACCGUGCAGGAGAUGGUGCGUCAGUUCCCAAGCACCCGACUGCAGGGCUACACUGUGCUGGUGGAUGCUUAUGCCAAGUUAGGGGAUCUAGAGAAGGCCGAGACAUGGAUGCGACCCAUCGAUGAAGGCGGCGAGGCGACUGUGGUGAGCUACGGUGCGAUCUUGGAUGCGUGCGCGAAGUUUCCUCAAGCGCUCAAGGCAAGGGAGUGGCAUGAGCGCAUGGUAGCGCGGGGUGUGGCACCGAAUGAGCAUACAUUUACCGCACUCAUCACAGCCCUGGCAAACUGUGGCUAUUUCAAGGAAGCUUUACAGGUCUUGCAGUCCAUGACUCAUUUCGGUCUCCUGGGAGACGCGGUGACCUUCUCUUCGUUGUUGGCAGCUUGUGCCAAAGCAAGGGAGAUCAAGUGCGCUGAGCACGUGUUUCUUUUGAUGCAACAGCGUGGGAUUCAGCCAAAUAUUUUCACAUACACUUCUCUCGCCAGGGCCUAUGCGAACUGUGGCAAGUGGCAAGAGGCAGAGAAGUUGAGCUAUUCCAUGGAAGCCGCAGGAUUGCUCAUCAAUGACUUCUUCCUCUACGCACUGCUUUUGGCUUACGUGCUGGCUUCUCCGAAGCAGCCCAAGAGGGCAGAAGAGACCUUUCUUCGCGUGAUCCGUGCAGGACACAUCGAGGUGAACCAACAUCUCAUGUCGGUCCUUCACCGCGCCGUGGGGCGUCAUCGCGCCAGGGAGGUCUCGGCUCUGGCGCAGAUUUCGAAAGCGCAGAAAGCGCAGCAAUGCACGGUGAAUUCCUCCCUGCAUGGUGACAAAUUAUCGAUUUAG